Molecule: messenger RNA, 2088 nt
Organism: Psammomys obesus (fat sand rat)
Lineage: Eukaryota; Metazoa; Chordata; Mammalia; Rodentia; Muridae
Gene: Tns4
Product: tensin 4
Exons: 12
Coding region: 1-2088 (695 amino acids)
Molecular function (GO): protein binding
Source: RefSeq, a predicted model, not a curated record
AUGUCCAGCUCCCUGCUAGCUGGAGGUCAUGUGGUCAGCUUGACUCCCCACGAGGAAUCCAGGAUGGCCCUGCACCCAACCCCCAGCCCUGGCCUCCCGGCACUGCGUCCUUACUACACCACAGAGAGCUGGGGUUCCCAGCCUCUGGCGGCGCCCACAUGCUGCAAAGGAGGCACCGGCAGGCUCCAGCAGGUCCAGCCAGCAGAAGCCAAAGCUCACUGCCUCCUGCAAGGCCCCGGGGAGAAGGCCUCAGGGGCCUCACAGGACCUGGACUCCUGCCUUGAUUUCUCACUGGAGACCCUCAACCAGAUGAUCCUAGAACUAGACCCCACCUUCCAGUUGCUUCCCUCUGGGACUGCUGGUGCCCAGGCUGAGCCUACCAACAGCAUCACCUCAAGGAAUAAGAAGGAGGAACCUGAAGCCCUAGAUAUAAAGUACAUCGAAGUGACCUCCGCCAGAUCAAGAUGCCUCGACGGCCCCCAACACUGCUCCAGCCCAUGUGUCACCCCACCCUUCGGCUCCCCACGCAGUGGUGGCCUCCUUCUCUCCAGAGACAUCCCCCGAGAGACUCGGAGCAGCAACGAGAGCCUCAUCUUCUCUGGGAACCAGGGCAGGGGUCCCUCUCCCCACAUCCCACUUUCCCUUAGCAACUCCAUCCCUUACCAGGAAAGCAGGGCCUCAGGCUCCCCACUGGCAACUCCUCCAGCUUGGGAGAAAGGGCCAAGGGCCCCACAGCGGGGCAGCAGGGUCUCUAUGCUGUCGGUCAGCCCCGUGUCAGAUGUCAGCUAUGUUUUUGGAAGCAAUCAAUCCCUCCUCCACUCAAGUCUCUCCAGCUAUCAGUCAUCUUCUAGAUCCUUGGGAAGUCCAGCCAGCUCCUCUUCCAGCCUCCACAGCCUGGACCGAGGGUCCCAGUGUGUGAGACCCAGUGAUGCCCAGGUUCCCAGCAACCCCAUAGUGGGCCCGGGCCAGCCCCAAGCAGUCCAGUCUCCUCCGGUGGCCAAGGAGCAGGCCAGUAGCUGCCCACCAUCUGUCACCAACUCCAUGGUGGACCUACCCAUAGUGCUCAUCAAUGGAUGCCCAGAACCACAGUCUUCCCCAGCCCAGCGGAUACCAGGACAUCAGGGCUCUGUCCAGCCCAGGGCUGUAUCUCCCAGUCCCCCACAUCAGGUCACCAAGAGCCACAGCCAGACUCUGCCAGAUGUUCCUCUCCCUGCAUCUCCAGAGGGUCCUGCCAAGGAGGUGCAGCCCACCAUGAAAUUUGUGAUGGAUACAUCAAAAUACUGGUUUAAGCCAAGCAUCACCCGAGAGCAAGCAAUUGAUCUGCUGAGGAAGGAGAAGCCGGGGGCUUUCGUCAUCAGGGACAGUUCCUCCUACCGAGGCUCUUUCGGUCUUGCCCUGAAGGUAGAGGAGAUGCCGGCAUCUGCCUCAAGCCGACCAGGUGAGGACAGCAAUGACCUUAUCCGUCACUUCCUGGUCGAGUCUUCAGCCAAAGGGGUGCAUCUGAAAGGAGCGGAUGAGGAACCCUACUUUGGAAGCCUCUCCGCCUUCGUGUGCCAACACUCCAUCAUGGCCCUGGCCCUGCCCUGCAAACUCGUCAUCCCACAGAAAGAACUGGGAGGCGCAGAACCUUCGGCGGACUCUCCCACACACAGCCAGACCUCUUGCCUGAAGAUAUCGGCUGGUUGCCACACGCUGUACCUGAGCUCUGUGAGCGUGGAGACCCUGAGUGGAGGCCUGGCUGUGCAGAAGGCCAUCUCCGUCACCUUGGAGAGGGAGGUCCUCCCCACACCUACUGUCGUCCACUUCAAAGUCACGGAACAGGGCAUCACUCUGACAGACAUCCAAAGGAAGGUGUUUUUCCGACGACACUAUCCACUCGCCACCCUCCGCUUCUGUGGAAUGGACCCUGAGCAGCGGAAGUGGCAAAAGUACUGCAAGCCUUCAAGGAUCUUUGGGUUUGUGGCCAAGAGCCAGACAGAGACACAAGAGAACGUGUGCCACCUCUUUGCGGAGUAUGACGCGGUCCAGCCGGCUUCCCAGGUCAUCAGCCUAGUGACUGCUCUGCUCCAGGACACAGAAAGGAUGUAG